AUGCGUUACUCUACUGCCGCCGCUGCUCUCCUGGCCUCUGGUGCCAUGGCCCACUACGACGAGGUUUCCAAGGUCUACGAGACCAAGCGAGUUACCAUCACCUCUUGCGGUCCUGAGGUCACCAACUGCCCUGCUGCUUCCACCGUUGUCAGCACCACCUCUUACCCCGUCCCUCCCAAGGUCACCUCUGCUCAGCAGGGUGCUGACACCACUGAGGCCUACGAGGUCCCUGAGGUCCCCGCUACCACCGAGGCUCCUGAGGCUCCUGCCACCACUGAGGCUCCCAUGACCACCUCUACCAUCUACUCUACCAACGUCAAGACCAUCACCUCUUGCGGUCCCGAGGUCCCCAACUGCCCCGCCACUGGUGGCACCCCCGUUGUUGUUACUGAGACCAUUGCCGUCUCCACCACCGUCUGCCCCGUUGAGCCUACCGGUGGCAGCGAGAAGCCCGGCAAGCCCGAGACUCCCGGCCAGCCUGAGCAGCCUGAGACCCCCGAGCAGCCUGAGCAACCUGAGCAGCCCGAGACUCCUGGCCAGCCUGAGAAGCCUGAGACUCCCGAGCAGCCUGAGCAACCUGAACAGCCUGAGCAACCUGAGCAGCCCGAGACUCCCGAGCAGCCUGAGAAGCCUGAGACUCCCGGAAAGCCUGAGCAGCCUCCCGCUCCUCCUGCCGAGACCCAGCCCGCUCAGCCUCCUACUCCCGAGCAGCCUGGCCAGCCCGGUAAUGGCACCGUCCCUCACCCUCCCGUCUACCCCGCUCCUCCCGCUACCGAGAGCGGUGCUAAGCCCAUUGUCCCUCCUACUCCCGUCCCUGGCCAGCCCGAGCAGUGCGUUCCUUCUCAGUCCGUCAAGGCCAUCACCAAGGAGUACACCACUGUCAUGACCAGCGUCGAGUACCAGACCGUCCAGGUUCCUUGCGCUACUGGCACCACCCCCGAGAACCCCCAGAACCCCCAGAACCCUGAGCAGCCCGGCAAUCCUGGUGAGCCUGAGGGCCCUGCUCCUACUGGACCUGCUGUUCCUCCUCCUGCUACCACCCCCAUUGGCGGCGGUAACCAGACCGUUCCCGGACCUACUCCUCCCGCUGUUGCUGGUGCCUCUUCCUUCGCCGGCUCUGCUAUCUUCGCUGCCGUCGCUGGUUUCGCCGCUUACAUGCUGGUUUAA
This is a messenger RNA of Fusarium coffeatum, 1167 nucleotides long. RefSeq lists its product as uncharacterized. Lineage: Eukaryota; Fungi; Ascomycota; Sordariomycetes; Hypocreales; Nectriaceae. The transcript has 2 exons. The record is from RefSeq and is a predicted model, not a curated record. The coding region runs from base 1 to 1167 and encodes 388 amino acids.